UUCAAAAUUCGCUAUUAUGUGCUUACUGUAGAAGACUGCUGUCGUGUUGUGUUUGUGUUUUCGCUGAAUAACAGAUUAAAAUGUAUAUAGGAUUUAAAAAAUAGUAGCUUAGAGUUUAUUACACAUAUAUAACAUUCUAUUUACAAAUAUAAAAGAUGUCCAGAAAUAAAGAAGCUAUUACUCUCGAUGUGAAUGUGAAGAUGUGCUUACAAGAUAUAGUCAAGUAUGAUUUACUUGUUAAGGCCUGCAUUCAGGAUAUUAGAGAUUGUACAGGUCCAUUAGAAGUUUUGAAUAUACUUAACAUGAAAGUUGGAGAAAAUAUUAGAAUUCUCAAAAACUGUCUUGAAGAAUUGGAGAAACUAAGUAAUGAAUAUGAUAAAGAAGAAGACAGGAAGAGAAUACUGGAUGAACUAGAAAAUCAUCAUAAACAGUUGACAAGGAGACGAUUUAGCCUAUUACAGUGAGGUCGGACAAGAUAUUAAUUCAUGCCAUAUGAAUAGUCUACUUCUGUGGAUUAUAUUCCUGUACAAUUGUAAUACUACAUUGAGGACAAAAACUUGUAAUACGUAUCAUGUUGACUGACAACGGAAUUAACGCAACCUUUGCUUACUGAACAGUAUGAUCUACUGCCACAAAUUUUGAUAAAUUGAGCCAGAAAUCAGGACGACGAGUGUUCUCAACAUUAGACCAGUUAGAACUGUUAGAACUCUGCCGACAGGUGAAUAGCGACGAAGUAGGAAAUUGGAAUGUAAACCUAGUGUUCUGUAUACACUAAAGACUCUGCACUUAAAUUCAGAACAUUGGUCCUACUCUGAACCAGAAACAUUUUAUGAUAUACUGCUGAUGUAAGCAACCAAUUUGCAACAUCCAUACUACGGACAUUAAUACAUAUUCUAUGAUUUAAUGAAUAUCAAAAUAUAAAUGUUUUAUUACGUAUUAUGUGGUAAUAUCAUAUAUGUUAUGUGAUCUCUUUUAAAAAACUGAAAACAAAUAAAUGUUAAUUUGAUAAAAAAAUAACCAUAAAAAUGUUAAAAUAUAAACUAAAUAUUGACAUAAAUAAUGUUUGAUAUAAUAUUAUUGUAAAUAGCAUUAUAUUUCUUCUUUAUUGCUGUAAUAUUUAUUGUUUUGUUAUUUACUUCUGGCUAUGCUUGUUUGCGGAACCAGGAGAUGUGUUGUUGAAACAUCUUAAUAAAAUAUAUUGAUUGAUUGAUUG
Messenger RNA from Centruroides sculpturatus (bark scorpion), 1213 nucleotides. Its product is annotated as vesicle transport protein SEC20-like. The coding region runs from base 156 to 464 and encodes 102 amino acids. Gene Ontology annotation, biological process: retrograde vesicle-mediated transport, Golgi to endoplasmic reticulum. The record is from RefSeq and is a predicted model, not a curated record. The transcript has 4 exons. Gene Ontology annotation, cellular component: SNARE complex; endoplasmic reticulum. NCBI's taxonomy places the organism in Eukaryota, Metazoa, Arthropoda, Arachnida, Scorpiones, Buthidae. Gene Ontology annotation, molecular function: SNAP receptor activity.